AUGCGCAAGACAUUACUCCUUGUUUUUAUCCAUGGCUUCAAAGGCGGCGAUGACACCUUCGCGGUCUUCCCAGAACACCUACGAGCCCUCGUGAGCCAUGCCCUUCCGAAUAUCGAUGUUGUCACUGUGACAUAUCCCAAAUUCGAGACCCGAGGCGAGCUGAGGGACUGUGUCGCCCGGUUUCGAGAAUGGCUACAAAAUAAGGUCAUCGACUUGGAGGUUGCUCGCUCAACUCCAUCUCCUACCGUGGAUCCUUCAGUCCAUGUAAUACUGAUCGGCCACUCGAUGGGCGGCAUCGUCGCGGCUGAGACAUACCUCAUACUCGCCAGUGAACAACCCAUUCCCGCCCCGUCUUCUGGGCAGAAUCCAGAAAGGCCGAAUUUCCCUUCCAACACAACGCUGGGUUCGACGACGUCCACCUCCCAUCCGACUCCAUAUCACAAUGAGCCCGAUCCGAUAUCCCACAGCUUCAUGUUCCCGCACAUUCAAGGCGUCUUGGCCUUCGAUACGCCAUUUCUCGGGCUGGCGCCAGGAAUGGUAGCCCAUGGGCUCGAGGGUGGCCACAAAGUCGUGGCCAACGCCUACAAUACAUACUCUGAAGUAGUCUCCAUGUUCGGUUGGGGCUCCAAGUCCGAGCCCAAUGUCUCAUCAACCUCACCCGCAUCUAGUUCCAGAUCCAUUGGCGCCCUACCUGCACCAGCUUCCUCCUCCACGGAAGACGCAGCGGCCGCCCCCAAAUGGCAGGCUUGGGGGAAAUAUGCAAUGUUUGCUGGUGCAGCUGGCGCUGUCGUUGCAGGCGGUGCCGCGGCCUUGUACUCACAGCGCGAGAGGCUUAGCGCUGGUUGGAAAUGGGCCGGCGACCACUUGCUGUUCGUGGGAGAGUUGUUCAAGCCGGAGCACUUGCGUAAGCGGGUCGAAAUUCUGGAGCAGGAAUGCAAAGAGCGAGGAGCAGGAUGUGCGAAUCUGUACACUAACCUUGGAAAAGGAGCUAGUGGCGGAUAUGGCAUCACGGAAACUCUGGCAGGCAAGGAGCGGACUUUUUGCAAUCUACCCGUACAUGUCAGCCGAGGUAGGAAAGAGGGCAAAGAAGGUACGGGCGAAGGAACACCAAGCGGAUUUAAAUGGAUCAAGGCUGUCAACGACAAAGCUUCCGACGAGACCACGGCGCAUGUAUCCAUGUUCAUUCCACGGGAUAACCCGGGGUUCUACGCCCUUGGGGAACAUGCCAAGGAGUGCAUCGCUCGGUGGAUUGAUCAAGGCUGGUACCGCGCGAGCGACGGGCCGACGUUUCUCAAAGCAGAGCACAACCGCGUGGGACUGGGCGAAUCACCAGACGGAGGAUGGGUGAAGCCCGAUGUCGACGAAAUCAGGGCUCGGGAGAGAGCAAAAGAUCGCUAUGGCAAUUCCUACAACCACUCAGAUGCCGAUUACGAUGCCGAUGUUGAUGCAGAGCGGAGUCUAGGUAAGGACUGGGACUCUGUAGAUGUACACCACGGUAAAGAUGGUGUUGAUGAUCUACUAGACGACGGAGGCCUAAGGAUGAGAGAGGAGGAUGAAGAGCUUGAGGACAGCGUGAUUGUUGAGAAAAGGGCGGCCAGUGGAGAAUUACCGCUACCAAAGUCGAGAAGCAAUAGUGGAGUAUGA
Molecule: messenger RNA, 1644 nt
Organism: Cladophialophora bantiana CBS 173.52
Lineage: Eukaryota; Fungi; Ascomycota; Eurotiomycetes; Chaetothyriales; Herpotrichiellaceae
Exons: 3
Coding region: 1-1644 (547 amino acids)
Source: RefSeq, a predicted model, not a curated record